AUGUCACUGGGCCAACGGUCAUACCUCGUUAUUUAUAUUAAAUCUGAUCCGGUUGAUCCAGUAGCUGUCAAUUUCAGUUUGUUCAUUAUCUAUCUAUCUAUCUAUCUAUCUAUCUAUCUAUCUAUCUAUCUAUCUAUCUAUCUAUCUAUCCUAGGCUGUUCAUAUAUAUCACAACUUGGCCCUAUCUAUCUAUCUAUCUAUCUAUCUAUCUAUCUAUCUAUCUAUCUAUCUAUCCUAGGCUGUUCAUAUAUAUCACAACUUGGCCCUAUCUAUCUAUCUAUCUAUCUAUCUAUCUAUCUAUCUAUCUAUCUAUCCUAUGCUGUUCUAUCUAUAUAUUAUCAACUAUCCAUCUAUCUAUCUAUCUAUCCCAUGCUGUUCAUAUAUAUUGCAAGUCUGUAUCAUAUCUAUCAUACAUCUAUCUAUCAUUCAUCUAUCUAUCUAUCUAUCUAUCUAUCUAUCCUAGGCUGUUCAUAUUCUAUCACUGCUUGGCCCUAUCUAUCUAUCUAUCUAUCUAUCUAUCUAUCUAUCUAUCUAUCUAUCUAUCUAUUCUUGGCUGUUCAUAUAUAUCGCAGUAUGUUCCUAUCUAUCUAUCUAUCUAUCUAUCUAUCUAUCUAUCUAUCUAUCUAUCUAUCUAUCUGUUCAUAUCUAUAG
Messenger RNA from Acanthosepion pharaonis, 651 nucleotides. The record is from the annotation of a GenBank genome assembly. Lineage: Eukaryota; Metazoa; Mollusca; Cephalopoda; Sepiida; Sepiidae.